Molecule: messenger RNA, 1599 nt
Organism: Aspergillus wentii DTO 134E9
Lineage: Eukaryota; Fungi; Ascomycota; Eurotiomycetes; Eurotiales; Aspergillaceae
Exons: 3
Coding region: 1-1599 (532 amino acids)
Biological process (GO): transmembrane transport
Molecular function (GO): transmembrane transporter activity
Source: RefSeq, a predicted model, not a curated record
AUGAUCGUGACUCAUCAUAUAUUUCUUUUUCUCUCUUCCCCCUCUAUCUUACUCUUCUCUUUCUUCUCUCUGUGUGGCUGUGGGAGUGUCGGCAUUGUCUCCGAACGUGUGACCAGGUCGCAUAACAGAGCGAUCAAUGCUCAAGCACAUCAAGCAUCAAGCAAGGAGCAUCACCAUCAUGCUGAUGCCCUUUUCUGGUGUCAGGAUCUUCAUUACGUGGGAACCGUGGGAUGGGAUGGCGAUUUGGAUCCGGAAAACCCUCACAACUGGUCGUUGCCAACAAAGCUUACCUGCACGGCACAGGCAUGUGCCAUGGUCUUCGUGGUAGCUCUCUCUUCAAGCAUAUUUGGUCCAUCUGCCCAUGUCACCGCACAGCAAUUUGGGGUCGCUGAUGAUACCAUGCAUCUUGGGGUUGCACUCUUCGUCGCCGGGUUUGCCGUGGGACCGCUCUUCUUCGCCCCUUUAUCUGAGGUAGUUGGACAUAUGAUUCCGCUGUGCGUUGGGCUCGCUGGAGUAGCGAUCUUUCAGAUCCCUUUUGCGCUCGCAGAAGAUGUCAAAACAAUGUUGAUAUCUCGCUUUCUCUGCGGCGUUAUUGGCAGCGGCGCCAUGGCUGUCGGGUCCGGCAUGCUCGCUGAGCUCUGGGGACCGGCCACACGGGCAGUCGCUAUCGGACUGUCCGGCAUGUUCAUGAAUAUAGGCAGCACUAUCGGCCCGAUUGCGGGUGUAUACAUCCUAGAACGAUAUGGCUGGAGAUGGACCGGCUGGGCGACUCUUCUUGUCUGCAUCGUGGUCGGAUUCAGUGCCAUUUUCAACCUACGAGAAACAUCCUCAAAGAAAAUCCUGAUUCAGAAAGCCCGGCGACUACGUAGAGAGACAGGCAAUGAAUCGAUGCAUACGAAUUCAGAGAAAGCAGGCCUGAGCUUCCAACUGUUAAUGAGAAAGCACUUGACACAGCCUCCCCGCAUCUUCAUGAUGGAGCCGAUUCUCAUCAUUCUCACAAUCUAUCUGAUUCUGGUCUACGGGACUCUCUAUCUUUCAUACCAAAUGUUCUCGUUUGCCUUUCUGAAACGGGGCUGGCCACACACCACAGCCAGCCUUCCAUUCCUGGCUGUCGCUCUUGGUUUGAUCACCGCGUGGAUAAUCUUUUCAGUCUUCACCAUGACCUGGUAUCAAAGUCGCUUCAAGCAAAGAGGCACUGUAUUACCCGAAGAUCGCCUCCCAACAAUGAUCCUCGGCGCCGUAAUCCUCCCCCCUGCCUUGACAUGGUUUGGCUGGUCCAUGCGAACCAACGCAGCUCCCCAGAUCCUGGCCUGCUUCUUUAUCGGAAUGGCUCUCCAACUCAUAUUCAUGAGUGGUAUCGUAUACAUUGUUGAUGUCUAUAUCGCCUGUUCCAACUCGGCCAUCUCCAUCCACGUCGUUGUGCGAAGUAUUGUCUCCGCCACCUUUCCAUUAUGGGCUGGGCCCAUGUAUGAGAAUUUGGGGAUUGAAUGGUCUUCGACGGUAUUGGCAGGUUUCUCUGCCAUUAUGCUGGCAUCGCCGAUUUUGUUCAGCGUCUAUGGUGCUAAGAUUCGGAGUUGGAAGUACCUAGACAAGCAAUAA